This is a messenger RNA of Rotaria socialis, 3171 nucleotides long. NCBI's taxonomy places the organism in Eukaryota, Metazoa, Rotifera, Eurotatoria, Philodinida, Philodinidae. The record is from the annotation of a GenBank genome assembly.
AUGGUGCCACAGCGCAAAUCUAUUUUCACAUGGGAACUUGAACAACAAUGUCAUAAAUUAGCUAAUCAACAAACAUCAAUAACACAACAACAAAUAGAAUCUUUUAACGUUGAACAAAUUGCUUAUAUAUUAAAUCUUCUUCUUAAUCAAAAAUCAUCAAUAAUUUAUGAUAAAAUAAAACAAUUAGAUGUUGAUUGUAACAUAUCAAAAUAUUCCAAUUGGAAUAUUCGUAUUCUUUGGUAUCAAUUAUGUAUACGUGUUAAAUAUUAUGAUGUUUUAGACGAUUUAUUUAAAUUUCUUGAAAUAAAUGGUUGUACAAAAUUCGUUAAACUAUUAUAUGCUGAAUUUAAAUCAUCAUGGCCAAAUAUGAUGUUAAAAGCAGAAAAAUUCUUUCAAGAACAUGAAAGAAUUGAAAGUUCAAUGCAAAUGAAAAUUUUAAUUGAUUUACUGGAUUCAAUCAGAGAAAUUUCACAGUCGUUUAACAUUCGAAAAAAACGAAGCAAAUAUGCACAGGUGGUUGAAAGUUUGAAAGAAUCAAUUACGCAUUUGAUUAAACAAAUCAAAAAUUCUGAAAUAACAAUGGUUGAAAUAAGGAAACAAUAUAUUAGUAUAAUUGAAAACAUGAAUAUAGAAAUUGAUCGUUUAGGACAAGUUGUUGAAGGACAACAAAAUCCUCAAAUGAAAAGAGAUUUCGAAUCUAUUAAGCUAAAUUUUCAAGUUGAAAAAGAUAAACAAUCAAUAUUAAAGACAUCAAAACCACAUGUAGGUGAAAUAUAUAAGAUCCGUGUUGGAUUAGAGUCACGUUUAGAAGAAUUCUUAAGCACUAUGUCAGAGACAAAUUCAUCGUCUUCUAGUAGCACUUCAGCAUCUACAUCGUUAUCAUCACGGAAACAAAAAGGCCAAUCACAAGGGCGAAGACGACCUUGUCUCAUUUGGAAUACAGAAAACGAAGGUAUUGAAGUACUACCUAUAGCCAGUUUUGGCGGAAAAGAUCUUGCAAAAAUCAAAACUGAUAUUCAAUGUACAAUUUCAUCAAAAGAUUUCUUUAACUAUGUGCUAUCAAUUCAUCCAAUUGCAUCUCCACCGAAUAAAAGAUCAUUAAGACCAAAAAUAAUUAAAUCAAUGUCUAAACCUUUAACAGGUUAUUUAAUUUUAAUGCCAAUAGUUAUAAGUGAUUCAACACCUUUACAUGGGCCAAUGCCAGUUGUCUUCGAAAAAAAUGAUAUGUUAUACAUAAAUAAUAAACUUGAUGCAUUAAUUAAAGAAAAACAGGAUAAAAUUAUCGAAAAUAUUGAUUAUUCAAAGAUCAUUGCGAAUACUCAAUAUGAUGACGACGAUAGCUCUAGUCAAGAAACCGCGCAUUCAAUACCAAAUGCUAGAAGUUGUUUAUUUGAAAUAAAUCAUUUCGAUAAAAAUAAUCUUAUUGAAAAUUGGUUGAGCAAGUAUGAUGAUGAUAUAAAAAUGCAUAACGAAUGGCAAUAUAUUGAUGAUUUAGCUUAUAAAGAUUCAAUUGAAUGGAAUCCGGAAAAUGAUGAUCAACUUAAUGAAGCUAGUGUUGAUCUUUAUCUUUAUCCAGUUCUUCAUAUAACUAAUCUAUUACCAAUUGAUAUUCAAUGUUUAUUUGAUAGUGUCGAACAAGUUGAUUUAAAACCAAGCCAACUAAAUGAAAUUGCAUUUGGCGAUAAAUAUUCCACAUUAAUUUUCAUGAUUCCAUCUUAUCACAAAAUUAAAUGGAUCUCAGAAUCAAUCGAUUUAAAAGUUGAACAGAAUUAUCAUUAUAAUGAGCGUUUUAUUAUCUUUCACGAUUCUACUUCUUCUCAUUCUAAACAAACAUUGAAUAUGAUUUUACGUGUUGAUACAUUGCAUGAAUCAUAUAGUUUAUUCUUAUAUUCGCCAUUUUGGAUUAUUAAUCGUACAGAAUUACAACUUGAACUUCAAAUUGAAAAUAAUCGUACAUUUAUUGAAAUGACUGAGACACCGCUUUUAUUUUGUCUAGAAAAUUUUGAAAGUGAACCAAACAAAAAAACACAGGGACAACUUCGUCUUUAUGAUAUUGAUAACGAAAAUAAUACAACGAUUUGGUCAGAAAAAUUUUCACUUGAUAUUACUAAGAGUACUAGUAUGGCAUCUUGUAAAGUACCAAAUGAUCGAAUUUGUGUGGAUGUUUUAAUAUCUUCAUUUGGUUUAACAAAGAUUAUUACAUUUUCACCAUCAAUAGCUAUUAUUAAUAAAUCAACUGUUGAACUUGAAGUUGUUGAAACAAUAUCAGAUAAAGAACAAGAUAAAUGGAAAUCAGUUAAUCCUAAAGAAAUAAUUCCAUUUUGGUCACAUAAUAUAAAAGAUGGUAUAAUGUGUGAUCAUUACAAACACAGUCGUGCAGCAUCAAGUUCAUUUAUGAUGAAUGAAAAAUAUAGAACACUUCUACGUAUGAAUGAUAAAGAACGACCAGUAAUUUAUGUGAGAGUAUCAGCAGCUAAUUUUGAUGGUUUAAGAGUUAUUUUUGGCGAUUAUAAAAUUGAUGAUGCACCUCUUCUUGUUAUUAAUUGUUUAAAAAAUGAUUCUGUUUCGUUUUCUCCAAUUAAUAAUGUACGAACAAAAAUUUUACCACCACAAAAUUAUGUUUAUCAUGCAUGGUUAGAUUCAUCAAAAUCAAAAGAAUUAGUUAUUUCAUGUGGUUUGAAGAAAACAAAAUUGGAAUUAACGUCUCAAUGUGGUUUUCUUGGAAAAAAUGAUGAUUGUAAUCUGAGUUAUACUAUAUGUGUUGUUGGCACUCAAACUAUUUUACUCGUUACUGAUGAUUCAGAAAUUAUUGAAGCAGCUUCUGCAAUGUCAUCAUUAGCUCAAUCAGGUCAACCUGCUCAAAUUGUUUUUCAUGAUAAUGGAUUAUCACUUGUUAAUUCUAUAACUGAAGAAGAAAUGCUUUAUAUAAGUUUAAAUAAAUCGAAAGUUAUUCGAGCAAAAACAAGAACAUGUUUUCUUCGACCAUAUAUUGCUCAUGAAGUUAUGGGCUUUUCCAUUUUAAAUAUUUUGCAAGAAAGGAAAUAUGCCAAAUCAGAUACUUAUAUUGCACAUAUAACUUGUUCAGAAAAUCCACCAUCUUGGUUAAUGGCUACAUCAAAACGGUUAUUAUUUGGAACUAAAAUCUCACUUUUUGAUUUAUAUAAAAAUUGA